Messenger RNA from Closterium sp. Naga37s-1, 3141 nucleotides. Lineage: Eukaryota; Viridiplantae; Streptophyta; Zygnematophyceae; Desmidiales; Closteriaceae. The record is from the annotation of a GenBank genome assembly.
AUGUCAAGGCGUCGCACGCUGCGAUGCCUGUCGCAGCCAGUAGAGGAUUUCAUGCAACCGUUCGUCGACGUGUCGCCUGCGAUGUCGUCGUCGCACGGUGGUCGCUGGUUCGUCGCAGAGGGAGAAGGACGGAAUGUAUAUCGUAACAGAGAAACUAAUAAAGGGUACGUUGUUGAUUUGGUAAACGAAGCAGCCGCCUCACGUGACGCCCUCGUCCCUUUGUCGCACACUUUCGCAGCAUCGUCGCGAUCCGAAGUGGCGUCGCCUCGAAUCGUCGCACAGGGAGCGGAAUGGGCGGACGACUUCCCGCUCUCGUUUAACAGCUUCCCAGCCGCGUGGCCGAACGCGCGCCUGGAGGGGCCGGGGGGGGCGUGGGCGGUGCCCGUGUGGGUGGAAAUAGCAGCGUCGGCGGAGGGGGGAGCGGGUGGAGAUGGGGGGGGCGGGGAGGGCGGUGUGGGGGGAGGCGGAAGCGACGGCGCGGUUUCGGGGGGUGGCGGAGCGGCGGGCGCGGGUGGCGAAGGCGGAGGGGGGAGCGGGCGCGGGGACGAGGAGCUGCUGUGCCCCGACUGCCGCACGCCCCUCUCGCUCCUCUCUUUCCCCGCGCUUGCCUUCCCCCACUCCCCCUCCUCCCCGUCCGCGUCCACGCUAUCCCCGCCCAUGUCCGCGGCGGAGGCGCGCGCGAGCGGGCGCGCGGUGCUGUUCUGCCGCCAGUGCCAGCGAUUCACCGACAGGCCCGUGGCGGGGGGGACAGGGGAGGCGGAGAAUGGGCGGAAGGGGAAAGGCGAGGGGCAGCCGCAGGUGACGGCGGAAGGGCAGUGUGCAAGCGGGGGGAAGGGGGAAGGAUUGGGGAAGGGCAGGGGCGGGGGGGGCGCGAGAGUGGGGGAGUUUGUGGAGGCGGACUGGUAUGAGGCGGACUGGAAACACAUUCCCCCCGCGCCUGGCGCGGGCGCGGGGGAGAAGCGGGGAAGAGGGCAGCAGAGCGGGGGCGGGGAGGGGAAAGAGGGGCGGGAAGGGCGAGAAGGGAGGGAGGGGAGGGAGGGGCAUGUGCCUUGUUUUGGGGCGGCAGGGGGAGGGGGGGACGGCACAGAGCACAACUGGGGAGGGGCGAAUCUGGGGGAGAAUCUGCCUACUCCCAAGCAGAUCCGGGCAGCGCUGGAUGAAUUUGUGAUCGGGCAGGAUAACUCGAAAAAGGUGCUGGCAGUAGCGGUGUAUAACCACUACAAGCGCAUCUUCCUUGAAAACCAGAAGCGGGAAAGACUCGCCAACCUGCCCGAGGGGGCGUGCGAGAACCUGGUGGGGGGAGGCGAGGAGGACGAGGUGGAGGUGGAAAAGAGCAACGUGCUGCUCAUGGGUCCCACGGGGUCAGGCAAGACCCUACUGGCCAAGACUCUGGCUCGCUUUGUCAACGUGCCGUUUGCCAUUGCUGAUGCCACCACGCUCACCCAGGCGGGAUAUGUGGGGGAGGACGUGGAGAUGAUUCUUUAUAAGCUGCUCCAGAGCGCCAAUUUCAGUGUGUCAGCAGCGCAGCAGGGCAUCGUGUAUAUCGAUGAGAUCGACAAGCUCACCAAGAAGGCGGAGGGCAUAACGAGCACAAGGGACGUGUCAGGGGAGGGCGUGCAGCAGGCAUUGUUGAGAAUGCUCGAGGGCGCUGUGAUUAAUGUGCCAGAGAAAACGGGGAGGAAGAAUCCAAGAGGCGAGUUCAUACAGCUGGACACACAGAACAUUCUCUUCAUCUGCGGAGGGGCGUUCGUUGAUCUGGAAAAGACGAUUGCAGAGAGGAAGCGCAAGUCAUCAAUCGGCUUUGGGGCCCCCGUGCGAGCAUCGCUGCGCAACCGAUCGGUGCUUGACGCCCGCACUGCCGGCUCGCUGUUGCAGUUGGCAGAGAGCACGGACCUGAUAGCCUAUGGGCUCAUUCCCGAGUUUGUGGGGCGAUUUCCGGUGCUGGUGGGGCUGCAUGCUCUCACAGAGGAGCAACUCGUGCAGGUUCUCUUAAAGCCCAAGAACGCUCUCAGCAAGCAGUUUGCAAAGCUAUUGGCCAUGAACAAUGCGCGCUUGCACAUGACAGAGGGCGCGGUGAGGGCCAUUGCUCGCAGGGCAGCAGCGCGCAACACGGGGGCCAGGGGGCUGCGAUCGCUGCUGGAGGGGCUGCUCACCGAGGCUAUGUACGAGGUCCCCAGCUCUCUGGUGGAGGCAGUGGUGUUGGACGAGGCAUCGGUGGGGCACGAGGGGGAGGAGGGGGAGGACGGUCCGGUUUCCGCGGCGGAGCAAGCAGGGAAUGAGAUGGAACGGGCGGGGAGCGGGGAGGCGGGGAGGAGCGACGAUGGAUCGGAGCGCAGCGACGCGACGGGGACGCGGGGAAGGCACCUCCUCUCAGACCCUGGGCAGAAGAAAAAGAAGAGCGGAGUCACAACAGCAGAGGACGUGGACUUCUUUCUGCGCCGCCGCUUCCCCUCCUGCAAGCUGGAAUAUAUCGGCGGGCAGCCCGGGCAGGCGAAAGGAAAAGGCGAGGGAAUCGUGUGGCCCGUGUGCUCCGACCACCUGCGACCAAGAGGAGUCGUGUACUCGUUUGGAGUGGGCCCGAACCUUCUGUUUGAAGGCGAAAUGACCUUGAGAGGACAGCAGGUGUUUGUGUUUGACCCUUUCGUCAACGACACCUCCUUCUCCUCCAUGCUCAACCCCAUCAAGGGCCUCUCCCCCCGUCGCUCCCCCCAAGACACGGGAGGCAGUGGUGCUGUGCCUGCGCACGUUCAUGUGCAUGCACUCCCACCGUUGGAUCGACAUCCUACGGCUGGAUAUCGCCGGGCUGGAGCUCGACCUCUGCCAGCAGCAAUAGCAGGAGGAGGAGGUGGGGGAGGAGGGGGAUUAGGAGGAGGAGAUGCGUUCGGCACGAGUGUGGGAGACCUGACGCAACAUGGCGCCGCGGCAUUGGCCGAGAAGACCCCCGUGGGGCCCACGCCAGGGAGCGUUCCGAUUGGCCAGGUGGCGGUGAGGUUCCAUGCUGAGCUGGCGGGGAGGGACGGGGCGAAGAGGCGGCAAAAGUGUGAGGAGACGUUUGCUGCGUGGGGGCUGAAGAGAGUGCAUGUGAUGGGGGAUGGGAGCACUGUGCUGUUUGCUCGCACUGAUGCUCCUGCUGAGUUCUAA